UACGGAAGUGCGAUACCAAAAUAAAAGAGUAUGACAGUUACUCAUCGUUUAUUUGGUAAUUUUAUAUCCAAAUAUAUUGUUUUAGGCAUUGUGUAUCAUGUUAUGCUCUAGUCUUUUAUCUACUGGUUUUUUCCAAGUCAACCAAAGCAUCCUGAAAUCUGAAUACACCUUGAACCACUAGUAUCAUAUUCAAUAAAUAUCACAAUGGGCAGCCACCACCUGCAUGGGUCUAUGAAUUAUAUUUGGUUCACGAAUGAACCUCUUGGAAGUGGAGCCACAGGAGCAGUUUAUAAAGGCAGAAAUAAGAAUACUGGUGAAGAAUGUGCAGUAAAGACAUUCAAUAUGCAGAGCAGGUACCGACCUGCGGCUGUGCAGAUGAGAGAGUUUGACGUCCUUAAGAAACUGGACCAUCCAAAUGUUGUACGGUUACUGGCUGUUGAGGAUGAGAAAAACACUGGUAUUAAGGUGCUAGUGAUGGAGCUAUGUACAGGAGGGAGUCUCUAUUCUGUGCUGGCUGAACCACAGAAUUCAUUUGGUCUCCCCGAGGAGGAGUUCCUCACAGUCCUAUGUGAUAUAGCAGCUGGUUUGGAGCACCUUAGAAGCAAGGGUGUAGUACACAGGGACAUUAAACCUGGCAAUGUGUUAUGCUUCAUAGCAGAGGAUGGGGGGCAUGUCUACAAGCUUACAGACUUUGGGGCAGCGCGGGAAUUGGCAGAUGACCAGGCCUUUAUGUCCCUAUGUGGCACAGAAGAAUAUUUGCACCCAGAUAUGUAUGGACGUGCAUUGCUGCAGAUUCCUCAUGGGAAGGAUGAAGGGUUCAGUGCUAAGGUUGACCUCUGGAGUUUAGGGGUUACCCUUUACCAUGUAGCAACAGGGGAACUGCCAUUUAGACCGUAUGGGGGCAGGGAGAACAAACAGAUGAUGCAUAGGAUAACCACAGAGAAGGAGAGUGGUGUGAUAUCAGGUGUACAAGAGACUCCUAAUGGCCCUAUAAAAUGGAGCAAGGCACUCCCUGAAUCCUGUGCCAUGUCUAUAGGUUUGAAGAUCCUUUUGACUACAUUGCUGUCUUCACUAAUGGAGUGUAACCCAGACAAACUGCUAACUUUUGAAGAUUUCUUCAACGGCACUGCAGCACUUAGCAAGAAAGUCAGGGUCCAUAUGUUUAAUACAUUCCAGGGCACCAGUCAUAUCAUAUACCUGGACCAGACAGACACCCUACAUGAUUUACAACAACAGCUGAAGGAACAGUCAGACAUUUCACCUGAGAGACAGCUGUUAUUAUGGGAUGGAGAAUAUCUGACCAAUCACAUUACAGCAAGCACAUUAGCCACUGAUUACCCGAAAACCUCUCGUGAUAUGCCUGUGUUCUUGUUUAACAUUGGGGAUCAAAAGUAUCGUGGUCUUGGUAGUAUUAUGUAUGAGAACCCAUCAUUCCCCAGUGAAUUGAACCCAGCAAGGGAUGCCUCCAUAUGCAGGGAAUGUCAUAGUGUCCUACAUGCAAUCAGCAGGGAGGUGAAUUAUGCAGUGUUCCUUCAGACAAAAAUGCACCAUGCUGUACACACAUUACGUACAUUGACUACACAUGAGCAUGAGGCCCUAGAAAGACGUCUAAGCCAGUGCAAUGAGAUGCAGGUAGAUGCUACUAAGAAGUUGGCUCAUUUAAUAGAGAGUCACCAUAUAACCAGCCAGUUAUGUUUCCUCUUAGAAGAUCAGUAUAGUCAGGUGGCAGACAGCAUACAAGAACUUAACACUAUAAUGGGGAAACACCAGCCAGAGAUUACCCAAGUGAGUGGAGAUAUGAAAGACAUAUGUGACAAGAUGUCUGGAAUAUUUCACAGCACUGGCAGUGUCUUAUUUGCAGCUUGGGAGAGAACUUUUGGCUGCAUGAAUGAUAAAUGUGGUGAGAAGAUGGGAGUUCUCUUAGACCAUGCUGCAGUCAUAGAUAAAAGAUUCCAGUCGCAGAAGCCUGUCAGAUCACUCAGCUACAGUGAUGAACAGAUACAUAGGUUUGACAGAGAGAAGCUGCAGCAGAUUUGUAAGAAGGCUAAGAACCAGUUGACCAGUUGCUGUGGUAACAAACAAGCACUAUACGACAAGUUUGCGUCAUGGAUGGGAGAACUGAGUAAGAGGAGGCAGUCCCAUACAACUAUUAACACAAUGGUCAAUGAGUUCACAGAGAAAUAUGGGCACUUCUCUCAUUUGCUAGAUAUGUGUCAACAAGAAUAUAGGCAAAGCACAGAGGCGUUGCUAAGGUUACUGAGAGAACAGAAGCAAGUAAACAGCAUCCAGAGUAAAAGUAAGAGGGCAACUAUGCUGAAGGAUAUAAAUGGAGGGUUGAUGGGUCUAACAAAGGAAACCACAGAGACAAAGCAGCUGACUCAAGAGACAACAGAGUUGAUAAGGAAGCUAGGGGGUCUUCAUACAGGCCCCAUAGACACAGUGCAAGAUCCAAUGGAUGCAUCAUUUGUGCAUAUUGAUAAAAGUGACAUUGUAUAGGGCUUAGCAAGUGUAUAUUGGAUGCAAUACACCUACAUGUAUGAACACUCACAAAUGUGUGUAUAAUUACUUUCAAGGACCAUGUUUUGACUUUGGGGUGUAUGGAUCAUAUUUACUUUAUUAUGUAGUAAAAUAUCCUCUCUCCAAUCUUGUGCAGAAGGUGUAUAUGUUUUAGCUGAUUCACCAAGUGUAUGCAAGAGGUGCGUGACAUGCUGUGAGUUAUUGAUACGAUUCAAAAUUAGAGCAGUGCACCAAAGUUGCUAGCUAUAAAGUAUAAAUUAUGCAGCACACCAUAAUAAGAAUCCUACAUUGAAUGUGAAAUAUGUGAACAUUCUGUGUAUUUAUUAUGUCAUAAAUACACAUUGGAUUACCGUAGACAGGAUGUUACUCAAAUGAACAUAAUGAGUGUAGGAGAUGGAUAACUGAGCGAAACUGGAUGGGCGUGUGCUACACUAAAGACUGCUUUUUAUAUCAAUACCAUAUUAAAAUGUUCUACACAUGUAAUGGAAUGGCUGUUUCAUCAAGUUCAUAUUUUCCAAUAGAGCUUGUGUGUGCUUUAAAUCAUUCAAAAAUGAAAUUUCCAGAGAAUAAAAGUAGGAAAUAAUUUUAUGUGGAGGUGCUACUAUAUAUUUUGCCAUGUUGGGAUGAACAUUUUUUUGUAGUUUUAUGUCAAAUCUCAAUUUAUUUUACAAUGCUGUGUUAAAUUUUUUGUGAUAUUUGUCAUUGGUUUACUUGUCAAUUUAAAAAUUGCAAAUGUUUGCCAAAUAAGUGUUACAUAUAGAUUACAUAUUUUUUAAUCUUUGUUGUUGGUGAUAUUUGGCCCUUGUCUGGAAAAAAAUCAGAACCUUUGCAAUGUUAUCACCAAGACAUAUUGUUUGUGUCACCAUUUUUGAAUCCUGGCUUCAGUAUCGGCAUUCAGUAUUUGAUGUCUGUAACGAAUGGUUACACUUU
Owenia fusiformis is the source of this 3447-nucleotide messenger RNA. Lineage: Eukaryota; Metazoa; Annelida; Polychaeta; Sabellida; Oweniidae. The record is from the annotation of a GenBank genome assembly.